CCAUCGCCAUGAGCCGGACCACCUUCUUUGAGGUGGAGGUUCUCGAUGCCAAGACAAGGGAGCAGCUUUGUUUUUUAGAUAAGGUGGAGCCCCACUCGACAGUAGGAGACAUAAAGAGCCUUUUUCACAAAUCGUAUCCUCAUUGGUAUCCAGCAAGACAGGCCCUGAAGCUUGAUCCAAAGGGGAAAUUACUCAGAGAUGAUGAAAUCUUACAGAAUCUACCAGUGGGGACCACGGCCACCAUGUACUUCAGAGAUCUUGGUCCACAGUUAGGUUGGACUAUGGUGUUUCUUGCAGAGUAUAUUGGGCCCCUUCUGAGCUACCUUCUCUUCUAUUUUCGAAUACCCUACAUUUACUCAAACAGAUAUGCACUUACCUCCACCCCCCAUCCUGUUGUUACACUAGCCUGUGUCUGUCAUACCGUCCACUACACGAAAAGGUUGAUAGAGACAAUCUUUGUGCAUCGUUUCUCACAUGGGACUAUGCCUCUCAGGACUAUAGUCAAGAACUGUGCCUAUUACUGGGGUUUCUCAGCAUGGCUGGCCUACUAUAUCAACCACCCUCUCUAUACACCUCCAUCAUACGGAGAACUGCAAGUCAAUUAUGCACUAGUUCUAUUUGUGAUGUGUGAAAUUGGCAACUUCUCCAUUCACCUGGCUCUGAAUAAUCUCAGGGGAGAUGGACCCAAGAGUAGAAGAUUUCCUGUGCCAAAUAAGAACCCCUUCACCUGGCUAUUUUUCUUUGUAUCCUGCCCCAACUACACAUACGAGGUUGGAGCUUGGGUGAGCUUUUCAAUCAUGACCCAGUGUCUGCCAGUGGCAUUUUAUACAUUACUGGGGUUUAUUCAGAUGACCGUCUGGGCCAAAGGAAAGCACAGAGCCUACAUCAGGGAAUUUAAGGACUAUCCCAGUCUUCGGGUGGCUAUUAUCCCUCUGAUUCUCUGA
Molecule: messenger RNA, 944 nt
Organism: Archocentrus centrarchus (flier cichlid)
Lineage: Eukaryota; Metazoa; Chordata; Actinopteri; Cichliformes; Cichlidae
Gene: tecrl2a
Product: trans-2,3-enoyl-CoA reductase-like 2a
Exons: 13
Coding region: 9-944 (311 amino acids)
Biological process (GO): very long-chain fatty acid biosynthetic process
Molecular function (GO): oxidoreductase activity, acting on the CH-CH group of donors
Source: RefSeq, a predicted model, not a curated record